AUGGGUCGUGAAAGACAGAAAAAGAAGAACAGGUCUUCAAUCCCGAAAGCCAGGCCGAAAGACGGCAGAACCAAGGCUGGCAAGAAGAGGAUAAAUUUUCUGGGUAAUGAGACGAUUGCAAAGAAUUGGGACCGAAAACUGACUUUGUCGCAAAAUUAUAAGCGACUGGGGUUGUCCUCCAGACUGAAUGCUGCGACAGGCGGGACAGAAAAGAAGGCAGCCAAGGACAAAAUGGACAUAGCAGGUGUGAAAAGAGACUCGCUGGCCAUCGCCGGGCCACUAGCCGCCGAUAUAACCCCUCAAGAAGUCCAAGUCGAGCGAGACCCGGAGACAGGUCGCAUUCUCAGGGUUAUUCGACCAGAGACAGGCGAGGCGAACCAAAAUCCACUUAAUGACCCUUUGAACGAUAUUAUGGACCUUGAGAGUCAACAGCUGAGGUCGCAGCCUGCAAAUGGCAUCGUGGCAGAGUUGGAAGCACAGGCUGCAGAAGAGGAAGAGCUGCUGGCAAAGAAGAAGCGACCACGACAGCAAAGCCAGCGAGAAGAAGAAUGGAUCGCUAAACUAGUAGAGAAGCAUGGCGACGAUAUCAAAGCCAUGGCAAAAGACCUAAAGCUCAAUCCGAUGCAACAGACAGAAGGCGACAUUGCUCGCAGAAUCAAGAAGUGGAAGGCAAACCAUGGAGAGGUCACGACAUGA
This is a messenger RNA of Fonsecaea multimorphosa CBS 102226, 696 nucleotides long. RefSeq lists its product as uncharacterized. The record is from RefSeq and is a predicted model, not a curated record. The transcript is spliced from 2 exons. Lineage: Eukaryota; Fungi; Ascomycota; Eurotiomycetes; Chaetothyriales; Herpotrichiellaceae. Gene Ontology annotation, biological process: ribosomal large subunit biogenesis. The coding region runs from base 1 to 696 and encodes 231 amino acids. Gene Ontology annotation, cellular component: nucleolus.